Hirsutella rhossiliensis is the source of this 483-nucleotide messenger RNA. Its product is annotated as ribosomal protein l24e domain-containing protein. Gene Ontology annotation, molecular function: structural constituent of ribosome; mRNA binding. The transcript has 3 exons. Gene Ontology annotation, biological process: cytoplasmic translation. Gene Ontology annotation, cellular component: cytosolic large ribosomal subunit. The coding region runs from base 1 to 483 and encodes 160 amino acids. The record is from RefSeq and is a predicted model, not a curated record. NCBI's taxonomy places the organism in Eukaryota, Fungi, Ascomycota, Sordariomycetes, Hypocreales, Ophiocordycipitaceae.
AUGCGUACCUACGACGACACCUUCUCGGGACAGAGGAUUUACCCUGGCAAGGGCAAAAUCUACGUCCGCGGCGACAGCAAAGUGUUCCGAUUCCAGAACGGCAAGUCGGAGUCGCUCUUCCUGCAACGAAAGAACCCCCGCCGCAUCGCAUGGACCGUCCUGUACCGCCGACAGCACCGCAAGGGCAUUUCUGAGGAAGUCGCCAAGAAGCGCACCCGCCGAACCGUCAAGGCCCAGCGCGCCAUUGUCGGCGCCUCGCUCGAUGUGAUCAAGGAGCGCCGCGCGAUGCGGCCCGAGGCCCGGUCGGCCGCCCGCGCCCAGGCCAUCAAGGAGAGCAAGGAGAAGAAGCAGGCUGCCGCGGCGGCCAAGAAGGCCGAGAAGGCCAAGACGGCGGCCCAGGCGUCCAAGGGCCAGACGCAGCGCAACGUCAGCAAGCAGGGCGCCAAGGGCGCGCCUGUCAAGGUCGCCGCGCGGACCCGCUAA